This is a messenger RNA of Chlamydomonas reinhardtii, 2504 nucleotides long. RefSeq lists its product as uncharacterized. Lineage: Eukaryota; Viridiplantae; Chlorophyta; Chlorophyceae; Chlamydomonadales; Chlamydomonadaceae. Bases 254 to 1276 code for a protein of 340 amino acids. The record is from RefSeq and is a predicted model, not a curated record. The transcript is spliced from 9 exons.
CCUCCGGCUUAACUGGUCACGCAAUUUUUUGGCCAGCAAGCGUUAGAAAGGUCGAUGCCUCAUCCGGCCAACUCCCGACUUCGCUUCUGUCACCUCCAAGCCCAGCUCUCAUCAGAAGUGCCUUGACAUAUUUUAAUACUGUUUCAGCCAUCCACUUGCUCUGACUGACUCGCGCCCGCACCAGCUGCCAGCACUUGCUGCACUAGUAACUGUCGCUCACGUCCGCCAGCCUUUAAGCCAGCGGAGGUGCAUCAUGGGCUUGUGGAAGCGCGUCUCCGAGAGGACCAAGCAAACGCUUGGCCUCAAGGGCAAUGAAGCCAACUGGAAGCCCACCAGCAACGCACGCAACACGGCCAUGAUUGAGGAGGCGCGCAAGUUCAGCAAGCACCUCAAGGCGCUGCACAAGGAGCUCAAGGAACUGGGCGUGCGCAUUGACACCGGCCUGGGCACGGUGCGCACGGUGCUGAACGCGCCGCUGCCUCGCGUGAUGGAGCUGAGCGACAAGGGGCCGAUGCCGGCGGAGAAGGAGGCGGGCAUCGUGGGCUCCGGCGUGGCCUUUGACGUGCUCACGGCCGCCGGCAGCGACCUGCGCGCCAAGCUGCAGGCGGAGGUGCUGCACCCGCUGGACCAGUGGCAGGCCGCGUACCGCAUGAUCAAGCACCGCAACGCCAAGUGCGAGGAGCUGCGGCUGGAGCUGGACGCCAAGCGGCGCGAGGCGGCGUCCAUGAACGUGACGCUGGAGAAGCAGAAGACCCGGGCGCACGCGGCGGACGCCAAGGUGCCGACGGGCAGCGACGGCGGCGCGGGGUCGCCCAACAAGUUCGAGGACGCGGAGUUCAAGCUGCAGAAGGAGGAGGACAAGGUCACGCGCCUGACUCAGCGCUUCAAGGACGUGGAGGCAGAGGUGUACAACGCCCUGCUCACACUCAUCAACGACACCAAGGUGCUGAAGCAGUACGCCGCCACGGCGCUGGUGGUGUACCAGAACGGCUUCGCGCACGCCUACACCGCCUUCACCGAGGCGCUGCAGUCGCUGCAGCUCACCACCAGCCAGGCGCACAUGCAGCUGUCGGCGGGCGGCGGCCCGGCGCCCGAGUCCACGCCCUCCAAGCGCAUCACCGGCGGCGGCAGCGACGUUGGGUCGCCAGCUUCUGGCGGCGCCUCGCCGCCCACGGCCGGCCUGCCUGUGUCCACGCCGCCCGCGCCGCCCGCCUGGUACAACGAGGCGCGGCAGGCGGCCACCAGCAUGAAGUACGACAGCGACGACGAGUCGUAAUGACAUGGAUUGGGGAAAAUCGGUUUGGUGCAUGGGAAAUAUGGCAGCGGCAGCCAAUCGCAAGGACAGCGGGUGUCUGCGACAGGUAAUAGAGGAGGCGGGAGAUGGCAAGGGACGCGGUGCGUGGGUGCUGUGGAAGGCACGCAAUGGCCGUGUGGGGAGGGGUGCAGUGAUUGGUGCCUGGUCAUGAACGCAACGGGGUGUGACUCACGCGGCGGGUGGGGCUACUGAUUGCGGUUACUGUCGAGGGCAAGUAUGGCUGGACGGGCGCCGCCUGCUUCUGGAGGGGGUAUGCAGUGCUCGGGGGCGUGCAUGGGCGCAUGGCUGGACGUCGAUUCGGUGUGGACGUGCGUAUGCGGCUGGCGUUUGGGUGGGCCGCGGCUUCUGCGGAGGAGCAAAGCCACGAAUAUGCCCCAGGGGGUAUCGCUGCGCGCAGAGCUUGAGAAGGGGCGCGCCGUGAAGGGCGGGGCGCGGCGCAGCAUUGCCGUGGUGAGGCAGGGAGCGGUGUGUGCGGCAGCACGAGGCUCCUGCGCUGUGCUGUGUGCGCGCUGUGACCCGGCUGGUGUGUACUGGGUGUCUGGAAUCGGCGGAGGCGCACGGCCACAUGGAGUGCUUGUUUCGCACCCAGCUCAGGCGCAGGUGUUUUUCCCAUGUCAUUCUUUCUUUCAGUUCCUUCUUGUUGAUCCGUGAGCAUAGACGCCUGACGGCUGGUGGUGAGCACCUGGGAUGUUGGCGUACCCGCUUCGUGAUAGAAUUCAGGCAUGCAUUUGCGGCUGCGGUGUCGUGAUCUAUUGAGCGGCCUCGACUCGUGUACGUGCUGCUGACUGCGACAAUGCGCACGAUUAGCUCUUUUGUGCCAUCACUGAAGGGAUGGACCCGUGGCAGCUCGAUAGAGGUGUCUGAGAUCGGAUGUGCCAGGAUUGGGGGACUGGAAUGUCUGGUCAGGCUUGGUACCAAUAAAUCUUGAGCUAUGUGCGUGCAGAUUGAGUAGGGUUACAGCAAAUGUCAUAGAGUUCAGCGUGUGAUGCUAGACUGGGGCGCACGCCGGUCGGUCAUAAAUUACGCCGCCCUUGGAUUGGGUGGUGAUGCAGAGGUGGAAUGGGGACAGGUGUAAUCAAGCCAGGCCUCCUUGCAAGCACUCCAUGCCGGCCUACUGCCCAACCAAGCAGCUGCCAACCCCAAGAAAUCUACAUCCUGCCGUGUGCGGUGUCUGUAAAAUUACACGAAA